AUGUUGCGCCUCGCACCCGCUCUUAUCUUCGCCUACCUGGCGACUAGCGCCGUCGCCGCAGACGAUGAUUUCACCCCACCGAAUUGCAGUCUCGACGAGCACUGCCCUGAGAAGUACCCUUGUUGCUCUGUAUACGGACAAUGUGGUACGGGCGCUUACUGUCUCGGUGGAUGCGAUCCCCUAAUGUCGUACUCUCUCGAUUCCUGCGCCCCCAUGCCCGUUUGCCAGAGCAAGACCUACAAGUGGGACAACCUUGAUAAUGCCGCUACAAACAACGAAUAUCUCGGCAACGCUACCGAAUCCGAUUGGGUUUACAGCGGAUACCCCGAGCUUGAGGACGGAAACCUCCUUCUCACCAUGCCCAAGAACAGUGUGGGAUCUCUCUUCGCGAACAACCACUAUAUCUGGUACGGCAAGAUUGGUGCCAACAUCAAGAGUAGCCGCGGUAAGGGUGUGGUCACUGCAUUUAUCCUUCUCUCCGAUACCAAGGACGAGAUCGAUUACGAAUGGGUUGGUGCCGAUCUGAGCCAGGUCGAGACCAACUGGUACUUCCAGGGAAUUCUGGACUGUUGA
Messenger RNA from Aspergillus calidoustus, 573 nucleotides. The record is from the annotation of a GenBank genome assembly. NCBI's taxonomy places the organism in Eukaryota, Fungi, Ascomycota, Eurotiomycetes, Eurotiales, Aspergillaceae.